Molecule: messenger RNA, 1063 nt
Organism: Cucurbita moschata (crookneck pumpkin)
Lineage: Eukaryota; Viridiplantae; Streptophyta; Magnoliopsida; Cucurbitales; Cucurbitaceae
Exons: 6
Coding region: 16-867 (283 amino acids)
Source: RefSeq, a predicted model, not a curated record
AAGAAAUAGAAAAGCAUGCGUGUGGGUCUACAAUUGCAAACCAAACAAGUGGUUCAAAUUUAUCUCCAACUGAAGCGAUUAAACAAAUUCGAAACCACAUCCUUUAAUAAUCCUCACUCAGAUUCUUCUUUCUCUGCUUCCGAUUCGGCUCUCAAUCCUCCGAUUAUCCUCAAGAUUAUGACGAGCGUAACGUUCGGUCACCAGAGUAAUUGGUCGCCCGGGAUUGGGAUUCAGGAGCAUCUAGGUAGAGCAAAGAUUUCUAGAGUUGCGCAUUCAUAUUCGGAGUAUUGUUGUCCAUUUCUUCCUUCCAGAGAAACAAGCACUCACCAUGGGAAUCAUGUUGCUUACUGUCGCCGACGAACUGGACGGCAAAUUAGACCUGUUCUUGCAGGUUCCGUCGACGGUGCCAUGGAUCCUGAUGAGUCCGAUCGUGAGAUUAACGACAGUGAGAGUCCCAAACCUGAAAAUGGAGGGAUGAACUUCGAAAUGCUUAGGGAAAACUUGGAAAGAUCGGUUGGGACGGAUGAUUCCAGGUUUAGUGGGAUUGACUUAGCUACUAUUAUCAGAAAUAAGUAUGGCAAGUCUUACGAUGUUCAACUGAUAAAGAAGGAGUUCAUGGGACGAAAUCUUCUUGCUUUAAAUGUCAUGUGGAAAUACAGAGAGCAGAAAUCAUUUCCAUUGUCCGAGGAAGAGUACCUAUUGCGGCUUGAUGGUGUGGCUAAUACGUUAAAAUGCUGGGGAGCCGUUGCCCAUAUUCGGAACAGCUUAGACAAAACUAAAGACAGGCCCCGGAUAGGAAAGGCAGUCAGUAUUUUUAUCGACAUGGAUGAGUCUGGUGGCCGUGCCAAUGAGUGGAUAUACAAGUAGAUUACUUAUACGAACAAAAGUCAAAUGUAUAUUUAUUAUAUUAUUUUUUUUGUAUAGGUAAAAGUCCAACAAAUACACUUUUUAUUUAUUUAGACAACUUUAGUUCCUCUAGGAUACAUUUGUUACUAAAUAGUAAUGGUGGUUUGUAUAAACAUGUGACAAUGAGGCGGUCUUUUUGAUCCCUUCGAGGUGGAUA